This is a messenger RNA of Trichoderma virens Gv29-8, 900 nucleotides long. RefSeq lists its product as uncharacterized. Gene Ontology annotation, molecular function: acyltransferase activity, transferring groups other than amino-acyl groups; hydrolase activity. Lineage: Eukaryota; Fungi; Ascomycota; Sordariomycetes; Hypocreales; Hypocreaceae. The record is from RefSeq and is a predicted model, not a curated record. The coding region runs from base 1 to 900 and encodes 299 amino acids. The transcript has a single exon.
AUGUCCCAAAUUUCGAUUAAAAAAGGUCCCAUCAGCCUCUCCGGCCUCCUCUUCAAGCCGACAGGGCAGUCCGGGAAGACACCGGGUCUCGUUGUUGUCCAUCCAGGUGGUGGUGUCAAGGAACAGACUGCAGGCACAUAUGCGAAAAAGCUUGCUGAGGCAGGCUUUACGACAAUCGCCUAUGAUGCGGCCUUCCAGGGUGCCAGCGGAGGAGAGCCUCAUUUCCUCGAAGAUCCAAAUGAGCGUGUGAGCGAUGUCUACGCUGUCAUCGAUUACCUCCAGAAUCUUGACUCAGUGGACUCAGACAAGAUUGGCGUACUGGGCAUCUGCGCCGGAGGUGGCUACGCAGUUGCCGCCGCCAAGGGAGACCAGCGAUUGAAAGCUGUGGCAACCGUCAGCAUGGUGAACAUUGGAGAUUCCGCACGGCUUGGGUGGGAUGGCGAUGAGGACCCAUUGGAGAAACUUGCCUCCUUGAAGGCAGCGGCAGCCCAGAUCACCGCCGAGGCGAAAGGUGCUGAACGUGCAGCUGCACCAUAUGUCCCUCCCCAGCCUGAUGACAAGACCCCUCGAGAUAUGAGGGAGGCUAGCGACUACUACCUUACGCCCCGGGCUCAGCAUCCCCGUGCCGAAAACAAGAUGCUGUAUCUUAGCUUCCCCCGUGUUCUCACCUUCGACGCGUUCCACCUCGCAGAUGUCUUCCUCAAGCAACCCGUUCUUCUCAUUGCUGGUUCUGAUGCUGGAUCGCUGUGGCAUACCCAGAAAUUGGACAAACUUAUUGGUGGUGCGACUAGGAAGGUCAUUGUUCCAAAUGGAGCGCAUAUGGACUUUUACGAUAACGAAACCUACGUGGGCCCUGCAGCGCUGGAUGUUGCUGAGUUUAUGAAAAAGCACUUGUCAUGA